AUACUCUGAAUUUUUCGGGAGGAAUCAGAAGAAAGUGGAAUGAUACACAUACUCGAGAUUUGACUCGCUUUUUUCUGAGAAAAGACAGUUCUUUUGUCUGCAAUUGGUCCAAUUAUCGUCGCUCGGUGGUGGGCGCCGGCGGUUGCCGCAGAGCGACGUUGUUGUUACUGACUCUCCGGAGUCCUUGGCGGGAAAAGUCAAAGCCUUCAAAGAGGUGUCUCUUGCUUUGCUUUUUGUUGUUUUUCCAUUGGGUUUAGGCCGCCUCGUUUGGAUAUUGAAUUCGUUUCCAAAGAGAGAGAGGGGGAGAGAGGGAGAGGGAGAUGUACGUGGUUCCACCGCCAAACGGGUCGGAUCCGAACGCCGGAGCGGGCGAUGGCGCGGCCGUGCUCCGGAAAUAUCAGGCAUGGAAAGGCAGCAAUAUAUUUUUUCUUCAAGGGAGGUUUAUAUUUGGACCCGAUGUGAGAUCUCUUGCACUAACCAUAUUCCUUAUUGUAGCCCCUGUUGCUGUGUUCUGUGUAUUUGUUGCAAGACAUUUGAUGGAUGAUUUUCCUCAUCACUUGGGAAUAUCAAUAAUGGUUGUUGUAAUCGCAUUCACAUUAUAUAUCUUAGUUCUUCUUCUGCUAACCUCUGGAAGAGAUCCUGGCAUAAUACCUCGCAAUGCACACCCUCCAGAGCCAGAAGGUUAUGAUGGUACUGAAGUUGGGGCUGGCCAAACUCCACAGUUGCGUUUGCCUCGAACGAAGGAUGUGGUUGUGAAUGGAAUAACUGUGAAGGUCAAAUACUGCGAUACCUGCAUGCUUUAUAGACCUCCUCGCUGUUCACACUGUUCAAUAUGCAAUAAUUGUGUGGAACGAUUUGACCAUCACUGCCCUUGGGUUGGUCAAUGUAUUGGACUGCGAAAUUACAGGUUCUUCUUCAUGUUUGUCUUCUCCACAACUCUUCUGUGCGUGUAUGUAUUUGGAUUUUGCUGGGUCUACAUCAUGAGGAUCAUGGAUGGCAAGGAAACCACAAUUUGGAAAGCAAUGGCCAAGACUCCUGCCUCCAUUGUGCUAAUAGUUUACACUUUCGUAGCAGUAUGGUUUGUGGGGGGGCUUUCUGUCUUCCAUUUGUAUCUCAUCAGUACAAACCAGUCUACAUAUGAAAAUUUUAGAUACCGAUAUGACCGGCGAGCCAACCCAUAUAACAAAGGGGUGAUUGAGAACUUCAUGGAGAUAUUCUGCACCAGCAUUCCUUCAUCCAAGAAUAAUUUCAGGGCAAAAGUGCCAAAGGAGCCUGAAAUUCCAGCUCGGACAGUAGGUGGUGGUUUUGUUAGUCCGAUCCUGGGGAAAGACGCAGCUGACAUAGAGAUGGGGAGGAAGCCAUUUUGGGAUGAGGCUGCGGCAGAAGCAGGUGAAUAUGAAAGACAGCUCAGCAAUGAUGAUGGUGUGGACAAGGAUGGGGAAUUCACUGAUGUGUCCCCAUAUUCAAGCAGAGCACUUCAUGCAGAGGGCACGGAGGGGCCUGGUGCCUUGCAUCACAGGCGUUCUAGCUGGGGAAGAGCAAGUGGAAGCUGGGAUAUAUCACCUGAAGUUAUUGCAAUGGUAGCUGAAGUUGGAAGCGCAAAUCGAGUCAGUGGUGGCAGCACAAGCAGCGAGUCAGUGGUGGCAGCACAAGCAGCUUGACAAAGCCUACUGCCGGUACCAACUUACAGCCCAAAACCGCACAAUCCAUAAAUUCUACAUUGUAAAACUAAAAGGAGAAAAAAAGGCCAAAAAAGAGUUUUUCUUUUUCUUAUUCUUUUUUCCUUUUUCUUUUUCUAGAAAGGAAAGAGACGAAGUGAUGGUUUGGAAUGGGGUGUGGAUUGGGGGAUUGAUGCUCCUAGGCAGUCAAUCCUUCAUGUUACAGUGUGUUAUUAGUGUGGCAUUUGUUUUUGUGGAAUGUGAGGUUCUUGGGCUCUUGUAUUUUUUUAAGAAGGAAUGUGUGCCAUCAUGAGUUUCUUUA
This is a messenger RNA of Vitis vinifera (wine grape), 1980 nucleotides long. Its product is annotated as probable protein S-acyltransferase 7. The coding region runs from base 321 to 1661 and encodes 446 amino acids. Gene Ontology annotation, biological process: protein targeting to membrane; peptidyl-L-cysteine S-palmitoylation. NCBI's taxonomy places the organism in Eukaryota, Viridiplantae, Streptophyta, Magnoliopsida, Vitales, Vitaceae. The record is from RefSeq and is a predicted model, not a curated record. Gene Ontology annotation, molecular function: protein-cysteine S-palmitoyltransferase activity. Gene Ontology annotation, cellular component: endoplasmic reticulum; Golgi apparatus. The transcript has 5 exons.